CAGUAGGAUAUCACACUCACUCUAAAGGCAGGCCUAGAUCAUAAAUUCUCACAAAUGUCGAAGCGUGGCUGAUCCAAAACCACAAUCGCUUGCAUCAGACUCGGAUUUAUAACCUAAACCCCAACAGAGAUUUCAUUUUGAGAAGCACAAAUGGUGAAGAACAUUUGGGAACUGAGUAUUGAAGAUUUUGUGGAGGCAGGCUUAAACCCAGAAGCGGCUCUGGAAUUCCACAACAUUCUGCAGAAUGCGCUGUUCAUGAUCAAAACAUCAGACCCUAGAGACAUUUGGCGCGAGCUCAUGGCUCGAACAGUGUUGAAGCCCUCACAUCCAUAUGGGUUGCAUCAGCUUGUUUAUUACUCUGUUUAUGCUGAUUGGAAUUUCUCCUCCAAUGGACCUCCUCCCUAUUGGUUUCCUUCUCUGGAUCGAUCUAAGCUAACAAACUUGGGAAGGAUUAUGGAGCUAUAUGGUCCAAAGCUGUUGGGAGCUUCAUAUAAAGAUCCCAUCUCAAGUUUCAGGCUCUUUCAGGAAUUCUCCUCUCAGAAUCCUGAGAUUUACUGGUCAAUUGUUUUGGAAGAGCUUGGUGUUACUUUUCAAAAACCACCGAGGUGUAUUUUAGAUAUGACUGAGAAGUCAAAGGGAAAAUGGCUCCCUGACUCCAUUUUGAAUAUUGCCCAUUGUUGUUUGCUUCCUUCAAGUCGUCCAUUCAGAGAUGAUAAUAGUUUGGCAAUUGUAUGGAGGGAUGAAGGCUGUGAUGAUUCAAAUGUGAACCAUAUGACACUUAAAGAACUUCGAGAGGAAGUAAUGUUGGUGGCUAAUGCACUUGAUGCAACGUUUUCAAAGGGCGAUGCUAUUGCCAUUGAUAUGCCAUUGACAGUCAAUGCAGUUGUUAUAUAUUUAGCUAUUGUUCUAGCAGGACUUGUUGUCGUGUCGAUUGCUGACAGCUUUGCUGCCAACGAAGUUGCCGUUCGUUUGCAGAUAUCAAAGGCAAAGGGAAUCUUUACUCAGGAUUUCAUACUGAGAGGAGGCAGGAAGUAUCCUUUAUAUAGUCGAGUUAUAGAAGGUGGAUCAUGUAAUGCUAUUGUGAUCCCCGCAACUGGAAACAGAUUGGAAGUGAAUUUGCGAGAACAGGACCUAUCAUGGGAAGAAUUUCUUUCCACUGCAAAGGAUCUUCCAAGAUCAAAUUAUUACUCUCCAGUGUUUCAUUCAAUAGAUGCCAUGACUAACAUUCUCUUUUCAUCUGGAACCACAGGAGAGCCGAAGGCAAUCCCGUGGACACAACUUUCACCCAUUCGAUGCACGGCUGAUUCCUGGGCUCAUAUGGAUGUUCAGGCUGCUGACAUUGUCUGUUGGCCUACAAAUUUAGGAUGGGUGAUGGGGCCAAUUUCAUUGUACUCAUGCCUAUUAGCUGGUGCAACUCUUGCACUCUAUCAUGGAUCUCCCCUCGGCCCUGGAUUUGGAAAGUUUGUCCAGGAUGCAGGAGUGACCAUUUUGGGAACAGUUCCAAGCCUGGUAAAAACAUGGAAGGAUACAAAGUGCAUGGAAAACUUAGAUUGGACAAAGAUAAGGUAUUUUGCCACAACGGGGGAAACUUCAAAUGUCGACGAUGACCUCUGGCUUUCUUCAAGGUCGUAUUACAAACCGGUAAUCGAAUGUUGUGGUGGCACGGAACUUGCUUCAUGCUACAUCAUGGGAAGUCCAUUACAACCACAGGCUUUUGGAGCUUUUAGCACACCAUCUAUGACCACAGGAUUUGUGAUCCUUGAUGAAUAUGGAAUACCUUACCCAGAGGAUCAGGCUUGCGUUGGUGAAAUAGGAUUAUUCCCUUUGUAUCUGGGAGCAAGUGACAGAUUACUAAACGCUGAUCAUCAUGAAGUUUACUUCAAGGGAAUGCCAAUUUACAAUGGAAUGCAACUGAGGAGACAUGGAGACAUCCUUAAAAGAACUGUUGGAGGCUAUUUUGUUGUUCAAGGUAGGGCUGAUGACACCAUGAAUCUCGGCGGGAUCAAGACAAGUUCGGUUGAGAUUGAGUGCAUAUGCAACAAUGUCGACGAGAGCAUAUUGGAAACGGCUGCAGUGAGCGUGUCGCCCAGAGGAGUUGGUCCGGAAAAGCUAGUCAUUUUGGUGGUGCUAAAAAGAGGAUACAAAAGGUCCACAGAAGAGCUGAAAGUGAAGCUGUCAAAAGCAAUUCAAAGCAAUCUCAACCCAUUAUUCAAGGUUGGGUUUGUGAAAAUUGUGCCAAGCUUCCCGCGAACUGCUUCCAACAAGUUACUGAGAAGAGUUCUGAGGAAGCAGAUGAAGGAUGAGCUCUCCUAUGCUGGAACUAAACUUUAGAGACAAGAAAAUA
Messenger RNA from Cucurbita maxima (winter squash), 2344 nucleotides. Its product is annotated as probable acyl-activating enzyme 18, peroxisomal. Bases 151 to 2331 code for a protein of 726 amino acids. The transcript is spliced from 14 exons. The record is from RefSeq and is a predicted model, not a curated record. Lineage: Eukaryota; Viridiplantae; Streptophyta; Magnoliopsida; Cucurbitales; Cucurbitaceae.